UGUGUGUGUUGGUGUGUACCUUUCUCGUGACGAAAGUAGUGCUAUUUAUGUUACGACUACUCUCUGGCACAAACACGGUGUGUUUCGGGGCUGGUGCAGACGACUUCCUCCUCCUCCUCCUCCUCCACCACCAACAACAUCUCGGUUGUCAUCCUUUGUGUGUGCGUGCGUGUGUUUCGCGCUGAAAAGGGAAUACGGGUUGCGAAGAGCAUACACAACACGGGGGACGCUGGCUGCUCUUCCAGAGGUCGUCGAAAGUGAGGAAUCGCGAGUGCGAAUAGAACGUGGAAGAAAGAGAGCGAGAGACAUCACACACACACACACGCACAUACAUACGUACAUGUACAGAAAGAGUAAGAGAGAAAGAGCGAUACAGAGUGGAAAAAGGAAAAUAUAUAUACAUAUAUAAAUGUUCUACACGAUGCUCCUCUCCUCUCUGCCGUCAGUGGGAAUUAUUUCGCGACCCAUAUUAUUUUUAUAAAUAUAUACGCUACAACACACGCACACGUAUCUUAUACUUUUUCUUUUCCUUUCCUUCGAGUGGUGCCGUACAGUGGAAACGCCAGUGUUUCCCAAUAACCAACAGCAACAGUUGAAUUGGAAAUCGUAAGGGAAUCUGAAACAGAAAGGGGAGAGGUGCCGUUCGGAUUAUAUUAUGUGAGGAGAGAAGAGGAGUCAGAGAGAGUGUGUGUGUGAGAGAGAGAGAGAGAUAGAGAAGAAAAGAGCGUUUAAUCAGAAUGGCCUGCAAUGUUCGUGGGCGGAAGGCGAAGGUCGUCUAAGAACGUCCGAGCCAUGCAGUUGUUCCACGAGCUAAAGCAGCAGUUCCCGACGAUUCCGGACCACGUGGUGGCCGAGUGCAUCGCGACCACCAGCGGCGCGGAGGCAAAAGUCGCCCUCCUGGCAGCAACAGCAGCCGCCGCCGCCGCACCAACAACAAAUACCACCACCGCCAACUGUCAUCGCCACGACCAGCACCAGAAGCCGAUGGCGGCUGCCGCCCCACAUCGUGCACGAAACGAAGAGACGAUGAGCCGAAACGAAAAGCCGAAGCCCGCGAAGCGACCAGACAGCCUCUCGUUGAGGCAGUCGGACAAAUGCAAAGACGUCCACAAACUGCUGGCUGCGACGUCGUCGUCGUCAUCAUCAACGUCUGCACCCUUAGCUACGAUGACGACGCUAACGACUUCCGGCCUGCAAAAACCGCCGCGUCCGAAAACGCGAAACCAUUUGAAACCUAGUGAAAAGACUGAAAGUGGAGGUGGCGGCGGCGGCGGCGUCGUGAGAAAGAGGACGGCGGAGGCACAAACCACCGAUACCUUGCUCAACGCCACGCCGACUACGCCGCCGCCAUCCGUGAACCUAUCUUUAAAUGUGAAUGUGAUCAGGGGGGGUGGUGGUGGUGUUCAGCCGGCUGCGACGACAUCCCCCACGUCCAAACAUUCGAGUGUGCUGAACGUGGUUCCGCAGCAGCCUUGGUGCUGCUCCGACCUGAACUCACCCCGCAGUUACACCAGUGUCAACCUUACGCUGCGGACGCCCACCAGCGAACCGCAGCCACCCAUCGACAUCACCUCUCAAAACUCCAGCCUGACUUACUCGACGAGCAGUUUCGACUGCCAGAAGGGCCUGCAGAGCCGGCUCCAGAUCACCGUCGGUCCCGGUGGCGGUACCGUCUCCUCGGUGCGGACGAGACCGCGUAGCUACCACUCGCCAACCUCCUCGCCGAUAGCAGCAGUUUCUCCAGCAGUUGUAGGCCAUCCGCAUCAUCAUGGAUCAUUGCAAGACCUGACGACGACCGCCACUACAGCAUGCUGCACAACGCCCACGAUACUGAAACAGCAGGCGAGAAUUGAGAGACUGAGAAUCGAACUGAUUUCGGAGAAAAAUAGACUGGUGAAGAUCAAGGCGGAGGUGGCACAGAUGAAGAUGGAGCAGCAGGAGGCCGAGGACGCGAUCGCCUUGAGGCACGAAACGGAGCUGAAGUUGCAGAAGGAAAUUCGCCACCUUCGCACCCAGUGCGACCUCCUCACCAACGAGGUCGACAGACAAUCUGAAAACAGAGAAAUCACAGCUCCACUGGGAGAGACGAGCGCCGAGUACUACCGCAACAUCUACACAGGACAUCAUGGUGCUUCGGGAAUAACCGCCGCCGCCGCUUUGAGGUCGCCUGCCUCCGGACUCAGCAGAUCCCAAAUGUCGACGACAAGCACUUCGACGACCUCGGAGUCAAAGUGGAGCUGCCCCAUGUGCACAUUCCAGAACCAUCCGCUGCUGGACAAGUGCGAACAGUGCGAAAUGGCCCGCAUCUUACACGUGUCCGCAUCACCCGGUGAUAAUAUUCACAUACACGUCACACCUAGACUCACCCGAAGGAUUGUCCACUCGUGGGCUAUAUGACGAUGAGCAUGAAGAGUUAGAGAAGUUGUUCAGAUAAAACAAAACAAAUUAUUUUUUAUUUUCUACGUUGAAUAAAAGAUGGUUGUGCAGCGAAAGCAGCAGCAGCAACGAAAAACUAUAUGGUGAGAUUUAAAUAAGAAAUUCAAGUCGAAUCCGAGCAGGAGAGAGACGAGAAGAGAGAAUCCCAAUUGACCCGGAUUCGUAAUUAUUCCCAAUUAUGUGUAUUAUGUGUAUACUGAUUCUUCCUGAUUUGAGAUUAUAAUGAAGGGAUCGAAGAGCUUAUUUUAUUAUAUUAAAAAAAAGAAAAGAAAACAA
Nicrophorus vespilloides is the source of this 2712-nucleotide messenger RNA. RefSeq names its product TGF-beta-activated kinase 1 and MAP3K7-binding protein 2 (gene Tab2). The record is from RefSeq and is a predicted model, not a curated record. NCBI's taxonomy places the organism in Eukaryota, Metazoa, Arthropoda, Insecta, Coleoptera, Silphidae. Bases 748 to 2397 code for a protein of 549 amino acids. The transcript is spliced from 6 exons.